UACUGUGUACGGUGUGCCGUGACUUUGUCCGCCGCAGAAAGUGGUUAAUUUUGGUUAAAAUAGCUCAAGUGUUGGCUCAAUUUUGUGUAAUUCAUCAGAUAUGAGCUCUCCCGAUGAACCUGGCCCUUCAAAUGGACGUAAGUCCCGAUCGAAGCGGCGGGAUAAGUCCGUGUCCCGAAGCAGUAAUUCCAGUAGUGGGUCAAACUUUGGUCGACAUAGUAGUAACGUCGUCAACGGGGGAAGCUUGAGAGACCGAUUGCUGGUGGCUAACGCCAUGGCCACUGAUGAAACAAACAGCAUGGUAAAUGGAAACGAUAAAAACCAGAGAAAGAAGAAGAAGAAGAAGUCAAGUCGACGCAAGUCACAGACAGGAUUGAAGGGAUAUUCCGGAAGAAAUCCUUCCCUCUCGUAUUUACAGAACGAAAUCUCCGAUGACUCCGAUGAAGAUACGCGGUCGCCAGCUGAAAUCAGGGCGCUUUGCACGAGUGGUCUGAGGGUAUUCCCCCGUGAACAACAGACAGAAUCAACGGCAGACUCAGCAGUACAGGCCGCUGCUGCUGCUGCUACUACUCCUGAUGCUCCGGCUGAUCCGGCUAGCCCGGACACGGACACUCCGACUUCUUCACAGAUGUCAUCAUCACCAUCACCAUUCUCCCGCACGGAGCAGACGAAGACAACUAUCCAACUCCCGACCGCAACAGAACCAUCCCAUCCUUCCAUCCAACUAACAACAACAACUACCACUCCGAACACUGGAAUUUCAACUAGCACCAUCCCAGCAACGUCCUCCUGUACUAAUUUAAUGACUCCAGUAUCGUCCGCAUCACCAGUAACAACCCUUCAGUCUCCGACAACUCCUCCCAGCCCAACAUUUUCACCGACGGCAUCAGCCAACAACAACAACAGUAACCACUCUUCAGAGAACAUCUCAAACCACUCUUCUGUGGCUUCAAUCACAAGCGAACCAGAACCAGAAUCGCGAACAACAACUACAGCAACUGCAAGUCAGCAAACAGCAACAGAUUUAGACAAGAAGGAUGAGGUGAUGAUUCCUGUCACUGAUUCCAGCCAAUUGUCCCGAAAACGCCCAAAGUCGAGAAUGGGAAUUAAGACAAACGACAACAACGUGGAAAACAAGGCGAAGGUGUCAGCUGCGUCGAUUCCUCCUUCAAAGAAAAAGAAGAAGAAUCAGACUCCUUGUGUUUUCAUACCCAGAAAAUUAAUUUGUGGUGAUGAUCCGUUGCCCGAUCCAUUGCCAGAGGUGGCCCCUCGACGCAAAAGUAUUUACUCGGAUGCGGCCAAGAAGCCGAAGCCAAAUUUGUCCGACGAGCUCUAUCGUCUGCCGUUUAAAUUUGGCUGGAAGCGUGAGGUGGUGACUCCCAGCCCACUGUCCAACACUUCGAAUCACACAAUCUACACAUCGCCCUGCGGCAAGAGGUGCCGACAAAUCAGUGAGAUUGUACCAUUGCUGACGAAUGAACUCACCAUCGAGCACUUUAUCUUUGGGACGCAUCUCCUGGGUGCCGGAUCCGAGUUCGAGACGAGCCGUCAGGCCUUGAGCAGGGAGAUGCACUAUGCCGCUUUAAAGGAGCGCCGCAAAUCGCUGGCGGCCGACAAAUCGACAGCGUCGGCCACAAUUAAGGUGGAGCGCAAACGUCGUCAAACGAUGGGAGCCGAAUCCUAUCCGAAGGAGGCAUCUGCCUCUGCGCCAUUUGGCAAACGUCGCAAAUCCAUCAAUCCAGCGGAAUCGGUCACCGAACCCAGUAAGCCGAUGGCAGUCGAAUCCACGAAACCUCUGGCAGGCGAAGUGGCGGCUCUUGUAACAGGCAAACGCGUACCCAAGCCGAAGGUGCCAAAGGGCGCCAGCCCUCCCACUGAGGGUUGGACCUCCACCAUGGCCGUCAAGGGAAAUGCGCGUCUCCUGGCUGCCGCCAGCAAUGGCAACGCCAGAACUGCUGGAUCUUCGAAUGCAAGCGGCAGCUCAAAUGCCGCCCCGGUGAGCCAUGCCAAGCGCGCCACCUGUGGAUCCUGCCUAAAGCUAAUCAAGGGUAGCGUUUGCCAGAGCUGCGUGCGGUCGUCGGCGAGGGAGGAGGGACCAAAUGCUGGCCGCAUAAUGGAUGAAUAUGAAGAACUGGAGGAGGACGAGGAGGAAAGCGAGGAGAGCUACCAGGCGGGCACUGUGAGCAAUGGGCUAAAAGUCACAAAAAUGAUCGAGCCGCCCGGCGAGAUGCCACCAGCGGAGCUAUUCAGCACAGACAAAUCCCCAGUGACAACGCCAACUGAUUUAUACAUGCCCCAGGAGGUUGUGGUCAUCGGUGGGCGUAAGGCGAUUUCCAUCGUUGGAGAACCAACGACCACAAGUCAACCAAAAGUUAUUGUGCCAAAUCCACCAGACUUGAGCAGCUACGAAGAAUUCUACGGCAAACGCAUUGCUGCACCCAAGCAAUUGGCUUCACCCACUAGCCUGUGGGGAGCAGCGCUCGGAGAAGGCUUCAAUUGUCAUUUUUUGCUCAGCCUCAUGAAGACACUCAAUCAGCAGGAUCGUGUCAAUUGCUCGAAUGUGUGCAAGUUGUGGAACUUGGUCUCGCGUGAUUCUGAUGUAUGGAAAUCAGUAUCUCUGCGCGAUACAAAGGUCAACAAUUGGCCAGCUUUGGUGCGCGAGAUGGCACGCAACUGCACACGUGAACUGGACAUGAUGGGUGCGAUUAUACCCAAUACUGGGACCCUCAUCGCCGGUGACAUGCGUGUGCUAACAGAUAUGCGCACGGUGCGUACCAAUCAUACGAAAGCCGACUUUCUGCACCAGAUAUUCAGUGGCUUGCCCCAACUUGAGAAGCUGAUCGGCACAUGCGUCAGCUCGGGCCUCAUCAUGACCGACAUUGAUAAGAUGGAGAACCUGAACGAGCUGCGCAUUCGAAUGACCGAUACCAAGGCAUCGAUCACCGGUCUGCCCCACGUGGGCAAGCUGACGCAUCUGCGUGUCCUGAGUCUGCGCGGCGUCAAGAAUUUGGGUAACUUGCUGUUUCUAAAGGAGUUGCCCAAUCUGGAGACUCUGAACCUGGGCUACUGCCAGAGCAUGCACCGUCUACAACUGGGCAACGAGGUGCUGCCGACACUCACAAAAUUGCAGAGAUUCCGCUUAGAAACAGACCCGCGUAAGAAGACCUCGUUCCCAAUCGACGAGAUCAUGAAGGGACUCGCCCAUGCUGGUGGCGUGCGUCGCCUGGAGCUGGUCAACGUGGAUGUGGACUGUAAAUUUAGCCAAUUGCUGUCCAACUGCAAUACGGUGGAGGAGCUGCUGCUGAUACCCAAAUGUCAGACCAACACGGCCGUCAUGAUCCGCUCCGUAAUGGGAAUCAGUCGUAAUGGAUCUCAGUUAAAGCAAUUUAAGCUUGUGCUUAUCACCCAGCUGCUUACCGCAACGGGCGCCAUGUUGCGCAACCCCGAUGUGCCCAUGGUACCCGUAAUCCGUCCUAUACCCGGUAUUCUGCUCGGCGAUCGCUUGAACAGCUGCUCCAAGGAAUGUCAAGAGCAGCAGCAUGACAGGUGUGUGGCUGGAUUGCCCUUUGAGCGCCUAAAGAUCAUAAUGUCGGAGUUGAUGCCGAAUUCCUCACCGUCGGUGGUCACCAUGGCCAUGAUGGACACACCCACAAUCCAACUUGGGCGUCUGCCACCCGAUGCUACGCCCCCAAACUUUUGAAACACACAAAAACCCACACUACCCCUACCCCUACCCCCACCAACCAAACCAACUGAAUGCACCUGUAAAAGAGAAAGUCAAGACUGAGUCUUCGAGAGCGAUCACAAAAAUUUUAAUUCACGGACUAACACAAAUUAAAACACUAGGACAAGAAGAAGAAGAAGUAUUACGGUCGGCUCUAUUUUAUGUUUUCGUAUUUCAUGUGACGUAGCUGCAAAGUGGCUAUCAAUGGAAAUUAUCUAUUAAUUAUCUAAUAUUAAUUUGACUUAUGCAUUAUCCUAACUACUGUUAACUACAUUUAACUUAGGCGCGUUUUAAACGCUGCACCAACGUGAAGAGUCAACUGAUGACCACACAACAAAACACACAACACACACCGAAGAAAGAAAGAAGGAAAGAUCUGAACUCGUAUUCGUUUAGUUUCUAAUUAUCUGAAUGUGUAGAUUCAUAUGUAUAAGUAUUACAUACUGUUUCAAUGUAAUGCAUCGACUUAAUGUGUAUAUAGUACUCGUACUCGUACUAACAAUACAACUACACUAAGAGAGUUGUUUGCCCAAAGCCAGCCAACUGAAUAGAUAUUAUUUUUGUUUUUUUUUUUUUUUCAUUUAAACAAAAAUCAUUAUCAAUAUUAGCGCAUCAAUAGGUAGCUCUUGAGAGCAUCUUGAAUUGAUGGCGAAUUAUAUUUAAGUUCACUGAACUGAAAGAUAAUCAAAAAAAGGGCUUGGGCAUUCCAAAGGAAACCUAAGCCAAACUGUGGAAGAGUUGUUUAGUUUCACUAGGCCCGAGGCAAACAAUAAACUAUUCUCGUGUAUAGCUAUUGAUUUUGUAGUGUAAAUAUUAUCAAGGCAAGCAUUUUCACAGCCCACAGUCCCACUCUGGAAAAUGAGUUUGUUUUGUGUACUGUGGAGGACUGACUGGGGCUGGCCUUUGUGUAUAUUACUAUUAAAAUCUGUGUGACUUUCUCCAAA
Drosophila obscura is the source of this 4668-nucleotide messenger RNA. RefSeq names its product mucin-5AC. The transcript has 9 exons. The coding region runs from base 101 to 3700 and encodes 1199 amino acids. NCBI's taxonomy places the organism in Eukaryota, Metazoa, Arthropoda, Insecta, Diptera, Drosophilidae. The record is from RefSeq and is a predicted model, not a curated record. Gene Ontology annotation, molecular function: protein binding; DNA binding.